ACUGUAUAACUGAUUAUCCCCAUUACAUUGCGUAUUUCAAAUGAUGUUACAUGUAGAAUUUGAGUGAUUAAGUAACAUCGCAUCGGACAUAUUGGAAGAGUUAUGGUCCAUUCAUGUCACCACGAACAAAAGUAUUGGGUUACAUUAUACUGUGUCAUGACACUGACGCCAUCGAACCUAUUCUGAAUACAAGAGGUUACAAAGAUGAUAUGUCUAUGUGUAUUAUCUUUACUGGUAGUCGUUAACACACAGGAAAAUGCUUUGGACCAUGGGUUUAAAUUUGAUGAGAAAAAAGGAUUAUAUUAUCGCCUGUUAGAGGAUAGCGAAAAAAUCAAUUGUGAGAACGGAUAUUUUGAGACAAAUACGCUUAACUAUGUUGGCUACGACUGUUGCCAUUACCUCCAAUGUGACGUGAGUACGGUGAACGCCACCCAUGUUUACGUCAGAGCCUGUGAAGAGCCUAUGGUGUGGAAUGCAGAAGGAUUUUCCUGUGACUUCAGACGAAAUGUUAGAAGCUGCAGGAACACUCCAUCGGAAUGUUAUGAAACAAUAGAGCCUCCAUCGUGUCCACCCGCAGAGGAUCUACCUGCAAGUCAAUGCUGCAAAAAUGGUUUGAUCUACAUACCCGAUGUCACAUUGAAAUCAUUUCGGAUAUCAACUGAUCACAAAGCUGCAGAUUUAAUCGAGUGUCCACAUGAACAAGUAUUUGAUAUCGAAAACUGUGAGUGUCAAGGGGACAUACCGAUAUGGCGCGGCGAUUGUGUUCAUUUUAACUUUGAUGGAAACUACAAGGAUAAUCUUCAAGCGACGUGGAUGUUUCCUGGAAGCGUUGAAUUCAAUCAGAUUGAUCCUCCUAUAGCAGAUUUCCAAAGGGAAGUUAGUAUUGGCCCAUUGCUUCUAGCGGGGCGAUUCAUAAAUGAGACACCAGCUGCGGUUCCAUAUUUUUCGAAUGUUCUCCUUGGAUAUGAUGUAACCAUCAUGGCAUGGUUCUAUACGAGGUAUGUCUCAGGAAACCUCUGGGACAAUGGUGAGGCUAAUGUACAGAGGUCAACACUUUUCUUCACUCUCGAUUUAGACGAGGACGAAAACGGAAAUUCGAGGGGAAAGCGUCAAAGUGACGAUGAAUACAUACCAGAUAAUGUCUAUAAGGGUGCCAGGGCUCUUGGCUUUCCAUUAAGGGGUAAAGCUUGUGUACCCGGGGGUAGCUGUGUAACAUAUAAUUCAGUAGAGAUUAUCAAUCGAGGAGCACGUCAACGAGGUGACUCAGACCAGGGCCAGAAUGAAGAGACUGAGGUUGCCAUGCCAAUGUGGGUACAUCUUGCUAUGAAGAUGACAGGGUUUAAGGUUUACCUCUACGUAAAUGGUGAUCUGGUUGGUGCUGGAAAUGCUGGAAUAGAUCCUAUUUUUGGAACUGAAAGACCUCUUUAUGUUGGCAGAAGGUACACCGGUCUAAUGGACGACCUGAUUGUUUGCCGGUUUGCAUGGACGGAUGAAGAAGUACGUGCAUUCUACACAGACCGAAUCAUUCCCCCAACACCAACGUACCACAUUUGAUUUGGUUGGAUAAUAUUUUCAACAAUUGUAUGUUGUGUAGAACAAAGAACUAAAUAUAAUUGCA
Molecule: messenger RNA, 1618 nt
Organism: Owenia fusiformis
Lineage: Eukaryota; Metazoa; Annelida; Polychaeta; Sabellida; Oweniidae
Source: the annotation of a GenBank genome assembly